This is a messenger RNA of Condylura cristata (star-nosed mole), 3884 nucleotides long. It is a transcript of the gene TRIM23, whose product is annotated as tripartite motif containing 23. Gene Ontology annotation, biological process: intracellular protein transport; vesicle-mediated transport. The transcript is spliced from 11 exons. Gene Ontology annotation, molecular function: GTP binding; GTPase activity; zinc ion binding. Gene Ontology annotation, cellular component: cytoplasm; plasma membrane; lysosomal membrane. Bases 79 to 1803 code for a protein of 574 amino acids. The record is from RefSeq and is a predicted model, not a curated record. NCBI's taxonomy places the organism in Eukaryota, Metazoa, Chordata, Mammalia, Eulipotyphla, Talpidae.
AGGCUUCUGGGUAGUGGUACUACCCCGCCCUCUCUAGAAGGCCUUGACUGCUGCUACUGCGGCGCGGUUCCUGCUAGGAUGGCAGCUCUGGUUGUAAACAAGCCCGGAGCUGGACUAGACAGUGUCCGGCAGGGCAGCCGGGGUACGGCUGUGGUGAAGGUGUUGGAGUGUGGAGUUUGUGAAGAUGUCUUUUCUUUGCAAGGAGACAAAGUUCCUCGUCUUUUGCUUUGUGGCCACACAGUUUGUCAUGACUGUCUCACCCGCUUACCUCUUCAUGGAAGAGCAAUACGUUGCCCUUUUGAUCGACAAGUAACAGACCUAGGAGAUUCAGGUGUGUGGGGAUUGAAAAAGAAUUUUGCUUUAUUGGAACUUUUAGAGCGACUGCAAAAUGGACAUGUUGUUCAAUAUGGAACCGCAGAAGAAACCAUUGGGAUAUCUGGAGAGAGCAUCAUUCGUUGUGAUGAAGAUGAAGCUCAUGUUGCAUCUGUGUAUUGCACUGUAUGUGCAACUCACUUGUGUUCAACGUGUUCCCAAGUUACUCAUUUUACAAAGACACUAGCUAAGCACAGACGAGUGCCUCUAGCUGAUAAACCUCAUGAGAAAACCAUGUGCUCUCAGCAUCAGGUGCACGCCAUUGAGUUUGUUUGCUUGGAAGAAGGUUGUCAAACUAGCCCACUUAUGUGCUGUGUCUGCAAAGAAUAUGGAAAGCACCAAGGUCACAAGCAUUCAGUGUUGGAACCAGAGGCUAACCAGAUCCGAGCAUCAAUUUUAGAUAUGGCUCACUGUAUACGGACGUUCACUGAAGAAAUUUCAGAUUAUUCCAGAAAAUUAGUUGGAAUCGUUCAGCACAUUGAAGGAGGAGAACAAAUAGUAGAGGAUGGAAUUGGAAUGGCCCACACAGAACAUGUACCAGGUACUGCAGAGAAUGCCCGGUCAUGUGUUCGAGCUUAUUUUUCUGAUCUGCAUGAAACUCUAUGUCGUCAAGAAGAAAUGGCUCUAAGUGUUGUUGAUGCUCAUGUUCGAGAAAAACUGAUUUGGCUCAGGCAGCAACAAGAAGAUAUGACUAUUUUGUUGUCCCAGGUUUCAACGGCCUGUCUCCAUUGUGAAAAGACUUUGCAACAGGAUGAUUGUAGAGUUGUCUUGGCAAAACAAGAAAUUACAAGGCUAUUGGAAACACUGCAGAAACAGCAGCAGCAGUUUACAGAGGUUGCAGAUCAUAUUCAGUUAGAUGCCAGCAUCCCUGUCACUUUUACAAAGGACAAUAGAGUUCAUAUUGGACCAAAAAUGGAAAUUCGAGUUGUUACAUUAGGAUUAGAUGGGGCUGGAAAAACUACUAUUUUGUUUAAAUUAAAACAGGAUGAGUUCAUGCAGCCUAUUCCAACAAUUGGUUUUAAUGUGGAAACUGUAGAAUAUAAAAAUCUAAAGUUCACUAUUUGGGAUGUUGGUGGGAAACAUAAAUUAAGACCAUUAUGGAAACAUUAUUACUUCAAUACUCAAGCUGUUGUAUUUGUUGUUGAUAGCAGUCAUAGAGACAGAGUUAGUGAAGCACACAGCGAACUUGCAAAGUUGUUAACAGAAAAAGAACUUCGAGAUGCUUUGCUCCUGAUUUUUGCUAACAAACAGGAUGUUUCUGGAGCUUUGUCAGUAGAAGAAAUCACUGAACUUCUCAGUCUCCAUAAACUGUGCUGUGGCCGUAGCUGGUAUAUUCAGGGCUGUGAUGCUCGAAGUGGUAUGGGACUGUACGAAGGGUUGGACUGGCUCUCACGGCAACUUGUGGCUGCUGGAGUGUUGGAUGUGGCUUGAUUUUAAAAGUGGCAUUUGCUUAAAGUUUUGUGGUUAAGAGUUAUUUUGCACAUAAUAUGUUGUAAAAAUUCUACAUCUCAAAAGAUAAUAUACGAGGUAUAUACAAAAGGAAUCUUGAACUGGGAUAUCAGUAUUGCUUCUUAAAAAACUUAUGUAGCAAAAAUUCAAUUAUCUGGUUUUGAAGAUUAAACUGAAUUAAAUAGGAAUUUCUUGCGUACUUUUAAAAAUGUACUUAGGUUUUACAUGUCAUAUGUGACCCAUAGGCUGGGAAAGAAACAGAGAAAAAGGUAAGUCAAGACUUUUAAAGAAAAAUGAAUAGCCAACUAAGUACUUGCUGCCACCUCUGUGUAAAAGCAAGUGCAAGAUAGUUUGCAUUGAAUUUUGGCAGUAUUUAAAUAGUAGCAAAAAGGCAAUGACUUAAUGAGAUAAAAUCCAAAUAAAUCUUUGGAUAAUAAGGGUUACAUUUACCUGUUCAGUUUAACAGAACACCAUUAAUGCUAAAAACUAGAAGUUAUAAGUAAUUGAUAAUUUUAUACAAUGUUUUAUUAAAACUGUAUUCUAAGCAUUUUGUAUAAAACCCAGUGAGUCACAAUAAAAUGUUAUCUAGGAAGAAUGACAAAGCCCGAUUGUCAGAUUUGUAUUUAACUGAAGAACAGUAACUAAUACAACUGUGAAAAUUAUGAUCUAGUUGAUCUUCAGUUAUGAAAAGUCUUAUUUCCAAGGUUGAACCUGUAUUAUUUCCUAGGUCAGAACUCUAAAUUGGUCCUUCUAUUUUUCAACAUACAUAAAGACUUAGUGUAUUAUUUUAAAUUAAUAUUGUUUUUUUUUUUUUUUUUAUUGGGAAUGACUAUUCAAGGUAAUAUGUAGUUAUACAAACCAGGGUUGGCUUUCGAUGAGAUGUAAAUCUAAGUAGAAAACUAUCUUUGUCUUCACGAAAAUAAUUUAAGCAAUGUGUAAUGCUUACUAUAUCAGUUCUUUAAAAUGUUUCCCUAAAAUUGGAGUAUUUAUCUUGACAAUUAAAUGUGAUCAGUGUUCUUGAUAAGGUUCUUGAAAAAUAAGAGGAAGAACAUGUCCAAGGAAGGAAAAGAAAAAAUAUUCAAAAUAUUUUGUGCUGUUUACUGGUUCAUUUUUUAAGGAUAUCACCUUAGAUACAAGUUAUUUACAUAUAACUAUAUUGGGCUUUGUUUUUUAAUGCUUUGUCAUUUAAGAUUAAAUUAAAAUCUCACUAUUUGAUCUGCUAUAUGGAUACUGAUGUGCUUUUAAGUGCCACUGUUUUAGUUCAGUGUCUUCAAAUGUAUUUUUUGUUAAUGACAACAAAACUUUUAGAAAAGAGUUUUUUAAGUCUGAUCAGUGUUAUAGACACUGUAAAUAGGUAAAUAUAUUUCAUCCUUUAUUUAUGGUUUGUCAUAAAUAGGUAAAUAUAUUUCAUCCUUUACUUUUCAAGUAAAAGGUCAUAUUGUUACAAGUGUAGUUUGUAUAAGUAAUACUUCUGAAUUAAAUUAUUUAAUAUUUGACUGAUUGCAGUAACUGUGAAAAAUAAAUAAGGUGUUGCAUUUGCCUGUGAGCCCUUGAACUGUUCUUUACUAGGUAACUUGGGGAAAAAAUAAAAAGGCUAACACUAACAUGUGAAUUUGCUUUCCUUGUAAUUUAUCCAGUUCAUUCCACUAAUUUUGCUAAAGUUUGUUAGACAUUACAAAACACAAUUUAAAAAUCAAACUGUUGCUUAGACCUGACUAUAACUUACAGUAGUAGUAUUAGUGGUUUUCUUUUUUUAAAGAAAUAUUUUUCUUGUGUUCUUAUGUUGUGGUUGUAUUUUUUCACAAAUCAUAAGUUGUGCUAGUCCCUACUGGGAAAUGUCAAAUUUAACAAUUGAGACAGACAUUUAAAAUGCAAUCUACUAGGCUUCGCUUCCUAGCUCUCACUUUAUGUAUUAAGUCUAAAUAUUGCUGUAUGGUUUGUGUAACAGAUUUUUCAAAUGUAAGCGCUGGUCUGUAUUUAUGGAAUGCUGUAUAAUCACCAGAAGCCAUUAUAUGCAUUAUAUAUAUAUGAUCAGUAUAGAUAGCAAUAAAAUGUUAAAGUCA